GAUCAUCUGGAGCCCUAUAUAAGGAUCUUGGACAGUAAGUAGUCUCAGAAAGAAGAACCAGCAGCCGAACAGAUAAGGAACGAGAUAAGGAACAGCUCAGACCUCUGCUCUCGACAUGGAGAUGACUUCUAAACUUAUGUUUCCUAUCGUAGCGAUUUUCCUUCUCUUCGCCUGCAGCCCGUCGGAGGCUUGGUACAAGCAGGUGGCCGGACCGAACUACUACUCUGUGGGCAGAGCGUCCGGCUUGCUGUCUGGGAUCCGGAGGUCGUCAACGUUCGCGAGGAGAGAGGAAUCCCCGUCAGAGAGCGGAGAUUCUGCCACCAGCAGCGUCUUAUCUCAGUUACUCUCUCAUAACUCUGUUUUAAAGACGAUGCCUCUUUGCAUUAAAGACAUUACCCCAAACCUGCAGAGCUGUGAACUCUUCCAGGAAACCAAGGGAUCUCUGAAGUGCAAAGCAGAUGUCUUUCUCUCCCUGGACUCCUCAGACUGUGAAGGAGACUGAUUGCUGUCCUUGGAUCAUGAAGCAUAAUUCUUAAAAGGACAUUUAAAAAAAAACAAAAACGGACAUAUGUUUAAUGUGAUGGGUAAAGCCGUUUGCCAUAACACUGUUGAUGGAAAUUUGUUUUUCAUUCACCCUUUUGCUUGAUUUUUAUUUUAUUUUUUUUAUGAUGAUGAAAUAUGUCAAAUUGUUAUCUGGUUCAGUACUAUUGUUCAUAUUUGAUCUGAGUUUACAUCAAUAAAUGGAUCAUUCUGUGGAUCUGGUUAAAACGCAAAUCAC
This is a messenger RNA of Gambusia affinis (western mosquitofish), 778 nucleotides long. RefSeq names its product neuropeptide B-like. The transcript is spliced from 2 exons. Lineage: Eukaryota; Metazoa; Chordata; Actinopteri; Cyprinodontiformes; Poeciliidae. The coding region runs from base 116 to 502 and encodes 128 amino acids. The record is from RefSeq and is a predicted model, not a curated record. Gene Ontology annotation, molecular function: G protein-coupled receptor binding. Gene Ontology annotation, biological process: G protein-coupled receptor signaling pathway; feeding behavior.